This is a messenger RNA of Schizophyllum commune H4-8, 943 nucleotides long. RefSeq lists its product as uncharacterized. Bases 14 to 841 code for a protein of 275 amino acids. Lineage: Eukaryota; Fungi; Basidiomycota; Agaricomycetes; Agaricales; Schizophyllaceae. The record is from RefSeq and is a predicted model, not a curated record. The transcript has 2 exons.
UCCGACACAUAUCAUGGAGUUCGAAGCUGCUGCGACGACCGAUUUCGCGUGGCCGCGCGCGAUGAACGAGUACGCUGGGCCUGGCCCUCUGCCGGACCGCCCACAUGCGAGCAAGAUCCUUCGCCUGACGCCUGUCGUCCCGCUUAAUGCGGAGACAUUCACCGCGGCGGAUCAUCGGACGCUCAGCAUUCUGUCGUACUUCCACGCGGAGUUUCCUGAGGCGACGCCUAACGUUAAUGGGACAUCCCUCAAGCAGCUGACGGCGCAAACGUGGAAUACCGCACGCCCGCUCGUGGCGCAGCCGCCCUACGAGGUCGACAUCGCGCAGGCUGUGGAUGCGGUCAUACUCAUGGGCGCAGGGGCGGAGGACGUGCCGCGAGGCGAGGUCGCGCGCGUGUUAAAUGGGGCAGUGUUGGGGCUGGUGGUCAGCGAUGGCGGGGUGUUGGAUGUCGAAGGGGACGGGGCUAUUGAUGGAGCCGAAGAUGUGACCAUCCCUUACGCUCAAGGUGCCUCAGCCCCUUCGCCCUCUACCUCCCACUGCGUCGGGCUGGCGUUGGUGCGUGGAGUGUCAUCUGUCGAAACGUCUGGGGUCUCUCAGACGACUCCACCGACGCUGCAGCUGCUCAGCCCUGUCCCGCCCGCCUUACUCGCUUCCACGCGCGUCCUCGUAAAGGGCACCCUCGAGCUCCCUAUCUGGGGCAUGUUGGACUGGAUGGAUGAGGAGCGGGUAGCGGGCGUCGAGCGCGAGCGGGUGCCGUAUCUGCAGUGGGGGAAGGGCGAUGGGAUCGGGGCUGAAAGGAGGAGGGUGAGAAGGAAUUUGAUGCGGAAGGCGCAAGGGUAGGGGUGAGCGUUGGAUUUAAUGGUAUGGCUAAGGAGAUUAUGUGUCUGCUAUGUACAGGUUCCGUACACAGAUAUUGUGUAUCACGCGUGACACUCCUUCACG